Molecule: messenger RNA, 1086 nt
Organism: Terrapene triunguis (Three-toed box turtle)
Lineage: Eukaryota; Metazoa; Chordata; Testudines; Emydidae
Gene: TPRG1
Product: tumor protein p63 regulated 1
Cellular component (GO): cytoplasm
Source: RefSeq, a predicted model, not a curated record
AUGAGUCCAGAGAAGGGGACAAGAAUGACAGAGACCUGAGAAAAGGGUGUGAGGACAACAGGGUCUGGAGUUGAGGCUGAAGACCUUGUGCUUAGGACUUUUGGACUUUGUGAUCGCAAUGGUGAGAACAAAUUGUCACCUGACCAGAGGGCCAAGUUACAGGAAGAUAGACCACCGCAGAACCUGACCCACCAUCAGCAGGGGGUGCUAGAGAGGUAGCUGCUACACCAGGUCUGGCCAUAAGGAGGUGCUGCAGCUGCGGCUGAAAUGUCUAACAGUGAGCACAACCAAGACUUCCAGACGGUGGAGCAAAUGGAAGAGACGGGCGAAAGAAAAGCUGGCGAUGGAAAAGGUCCAGAGUCCAACCCAAGUGGACGCAAGGGGUCCCCAUCUGUGACUUCUGAGUCUACUCCCUUCCCAAAUUCUUACGUCAACCAGCAUGCCAUGAGGAAAUUCUUUGUUACAAGGCCAGGAGCAUUUGACCAAGCCAUAGAAGAUCUAAGAAUCCAUGUGGUCAAGAAUUCGGGGGAAACUGCUCAGAGCUUCUGGCUUUUGUCCGAGAUAGAUCACUGGAACAACGAGAGGGAGCGUGUCAUGGUGAUCACAGAUGCCAACCUCCUGGUCUGCAAAUAUGACUUCAUAAUGCUCAGCUGUCUCCAGGUGCAGCGGAUCCCCCUGAGCUACAUCGACCGUAUCUGCCAUGGCCAGUUCACCUUUCCUGAGAGGUCCCUGGACAAGAGGGAGGGAGAAGGCCUGAGAAUCUACUGGGAUAAUCUGAAAGAGCCAUCUGCCCUGUCCCGUUGGAAUCCAUGGGCCACGGAUAUCCCUUAUGCAACUUUCACAGAACAUCCAGUGAAGAACAGCAGCGAAAGGUUCAGUGCCAUCUGCCAGAUGUCCGAGUUCGCUGCUCAGUUGGUCCGGGCCGUUCAGACCGCCCAGAGCAAGAACCCGGCGCCAGGCAAAACCAGCGGUGUUGUGGUCCUGAAUCAACCCCUCCUGAUCGACACCUACAUGGGUUUUAUGUCUUUCAUUGGGAACCGAAACAAACUUGGUUAUUCCCUUGCCCGUGGGAGUGUUGGCUUUUGA